UUAUCUAUCCGAAUCCGGCCAUUCUUCGCCCGCGACCACUGCUUCACUAAUGGACGCCUCUUCUGCGGCUUUCCUCCGCGUUCCCCUCCCUCCCAGCGGUUGCUCCGCCGUCCGUCGCGCAUCCGUCUGCCGGGCCUCCAUGUGCUACUGCACUGGCCCCAACUCGUCUCCACCGCCGGAGCCCCGGCAAGCCCUCGGAAGCAGAAGGCAGUGCCUCCUCCUCCUCGCCCUCUCCUCUGCCGCUCUCUCUUCCCCGGCCAGGUCAGAGGACAUCCCGCUCUUCGGGAUCAAGAAGAGGAUAAAGAAAAUCGAGGAGGAGGCGGAGGAAAUCGUGCAGGAAGGGGAGAAAGCCGUGGAGAAGGGCAUCGUGGCUGCGGAGAAGGGCAUCGUGGCUGCGGAGCAGGGCAUCGUGGCGGCGGAGAAGGAGAUCCAGGCGGCGGAGGGGAUCGUUGCAUCGGCUAGCCUCAGCCUCGCCGGGGAUCUUCUACAGGCCGGCGCAGUCGCUGGAGCUGAGGCCGUCGGGGUGCUUGUCUCCGUCUCCAUCGUCAACGGCAUUCUUGCGCCGGAGAGAUAGAAUCCCUAAUCGAUUUCACGUUGGCCUUUCAAGGCAUCGGACGUGAAUGAAGUGCUGAAACUACUAUGUUUAUUGUGCUUUUUUUUUUUUUUCUGGCAGCAAAAAUGGUGUGUCUAUAUUUAAACAACAAAUUUGAAUUUUAUAUUUCUUCUAAUGUAAUAACAGGUUUUUAUUUUUCUAUUAAAA
Messenger RNA from Zingiber officinale, 760 nucleotides. RefSeq lists its product as uncharacterized. Bases 50 to 574 code for a protein of 174 amino acids. The transcript has a single exon. Gene Ontology annotation, cellular component: chloroplast thylakoid. The record is from RefSeq and is a predicted model, not a curated record. NCBI's taxonomy places the organism in Eukaryota, Viridiplantae, Streptophyta, Magnoliopsida, Zingiberales, Zingiberaceae.